AUGAGGGAGAAACGCACAUCUCCGUUAAAAAAACGCCGAAAACGAACGAAUCUUGACCUACAACAGAGACAAGUUUUGGAUAUUGUUUUCAAAAUGAAUCCCCGUCCUAGUCACGAACAUAUGGCUGAGCUAGCUGAUCAGUUGAAGUUGGAAAGAGAUGUGGUGCGCGUUUGGUUCUGCAAUCGGCGUCAGAAAAUGCGAAAAGUGGAUGAUGUGCCUGGAGGAUUCGAUCCAUCAAUGAUUCAAUCACUAUUCUCAAGCGUAAACCAAUCGGCGAUAUCACCAAAAAGAGAGGGAUCAGAAUCGCCGGGUUUAGAGAUCGAUGAAGCUGAUGAUGGU
Molecule: messenger RNA, 339 nt
Organism: Mesorhabditis belari
Lineage: Eukaryota; Metazoa; Nematoda; Chromadorea; Rhabditida; Rhabditidae
Source: the annotation of a GenBank genome assembly